Messenger RNA from Monodelphis domestica (gray short-tailed opossum), 3537 nucleotides. It is a transcript of the gene SLC22A3, whose product is annotated as solute carrier family 22 member 3. The record is from RefSeq and is a predicted model, not a curated record. Gene Ontology annotation, biological process: transmembrane transport. Gene Ontology annotation, molecular function: transmembrane transporter activity. Lineage: Eukaryota; Metazoa; Chordata; Mammalia; Didelphimorphia; Didelphidae. Gene Ontology annotation, cellular component: membrane.
GGAUCACUUGUAGAAAACUGCCUCCAGGCAGCAGAGUUGCACCCAAAGGGUGGGGGAGGGAGCCGGGGAAUUAUUCCAAAGUUGGAGGAGCUGAGGCGGAGGCUGAGAGUACACAGUAGCCACGCGGGUCCUGAGAAAGCCUAGUAAGGGAGAGAAGCCGCUGCGGAGUUGAAGAGAAGGAGAAGAAAGAAGAGGAGAAGGAAGAAGAGAAGUUUGAAUUCUUUUGCACGAUGCCCUCCUUCGACGAGGUGCUACAGAAGGCGGGCGAAUUUGGGCGCUUCCAGAGACGGGUUUUCCUGUUGAUGUGCCUGACGGGCAUCACUUUUGCCUUUCUCUUCGUCAGCGUGGUCUUCCUGGGCAUCAGUCCGCACCACCACUGGUGCCGGGGUCCCAGCGCCGCGGCACUGGCGGAGCGCUGCGGCUGGAGCCCAGAGGAGGAGUGGAACCUCACAGCGCCCGCCGCGAGCGCCCAGGAUUUGGGAGCCCGCUCCGACGGGCGCUGUGAGCGCUACGAGCUCGAAGCAGCCAACUGGAGCAGUGCUGGGGAUGCUGCCAAUGCUGCGGAGGGGGCUCUGAGCUGCAGCGACCCGCUCGCCUUCUUCCCCAACCGCACGGCGCCCUUGGUCCCCUGCCGGGACAACUGGAAGUACAGCCAGUCUUACCCUUCGAUUGUCAGCGAGUUCAACAUGGUGUGUUUAGACUCUUGGAUGUUGGAUUUUACCCAGGCUGUUCUGAAUCUAGGGUUUCUGGCUGGGGCUUUUACUCUGUGCUAUGCAGCAGACAGGUAUGGAAGAAUAAUUAUAUAUCUAAUCUCCUGCUUUGGUGUGGGAAUAAGUGGUAUUGUUGUGGCAUUUGCUCCAAACUUUCCUGUGUUUGUGAUUUUCCGCUUCCUGCAAGGUGUUUUUGGAAAGGGAACAUGGAUGACAUCUUAUGUUAUUGUGACAGAAAUGGUUGGUUCAAAACAAAGGAGAAUUGUGGGAAUCGUGAUUCAAAUGUUCUUUACCCUUGGAAUCAUAAUUAUCCCUGGGAUCGCCUAUCUCAUCCCCAAAUGGCAAGGGAUACAGUUAGCCAUCACACUGCCCAACUUUCUGUUCCUUCUCUAUUACUGGGUGGUUCCUGAGUCUCCCAGAUGGCUAAUCACUCGGAAGAAAGGAAAAAAGGCCUUGAAAAUUCUGCAGAGCAUUGCCAAGUACAAUGGGAAAUAUCUCUCACCAACUUACUCAGAGAUCACUGUUACAGAUGAGGAGGUUAGUAAUCCAUCCUUUUUAGAUCUGGUGAGGACUCCCCAAAUGAGGAAAUGCACACUUAUUCUAAUGUAUGCUUGGUUCACAAGUGCUGUGGUUUAUCAAGGACUUGUCAUGCGCCUGGGAAUCAUAGGUGGAAACCUCUAUAUCGAUUUUUUUAUCUCAGGAGUUGUGGAAUUGCCUGGAGCUCUCCUGAUCUUACUAACUAUAGAGUGUAUUGGACGACGCCUUCCCUUUGCAGCAAGCAACAUAGUGGCAGGAAUUGCAUGUCUUGUUACAGCAUUCUUACCAGAAGGGAUACCAUGGUUGAGGACCACAGUAGCUACCAUAGGAAGACUGGGGAUUACCAUGGCCUUUGAAAUAGUUUAUUUGGUGAAUUCCGAAUUGUAUCCAACAACAUUAAGAAACUUUGGCGUUUCAUUGUGUUCAGGUUUGUGUGAUUUUGGAGGUAUUGUAGCUCCAUUCCUGCUGUUUCGGCUAUCAGCCAUCUGGCUAGAACUACCUCUUAUCAUUUUUGGUAUUCUUGCAUCAGUGUGUGGGGGCCUUGUCAUGCUCUUACCAGAAACAAAGGGUAUUGCCUUACCUGAGACAGUGGAAGAGGUAGAAAAGCUUGCCAGCCCACAUUUGUAAAAAAAGAGGCAAGAAAAAGAAAAGUCAAGUUACGAGCAUUCACACUUGAGUCCUUGCCAAAGACUAAAGAAGAUAUUCAGAGAGAUCCCUGGGAACCUGGUCCCUAUCAAAUACUCCUCUGAAAUCAAUAAAACACAACUUGCAACAAUGUGUUUCAUUUUCAAUUGCAUUCUAAAAUGAAAAAUUUCUCUCUGCUGUAUACAUAUAUCGUAUUUUAAGUACGAUAUAAAGAGUUUCAACAUAUCCAGCGUAUUUUUAUAUAACAUUGGAAAGAAUAGAUAUUUCCUUCUGGGAGAAUGGGACAUGUGGCUAAAUAAUAAAGAACCACUUCCUUCAGCAGCUUUCAUGGAGCCAAGAAAUUUUCUUUUAUUGGAGUUGUACUCACCUGAUACAGUAGGAAAAAAGAGCUCAGUAAAGAAUGACAAAAUGUGCCCAACCCAUUCUGAUGAGGAUUUCAACAUCAAGUUGGGAAAUGCAAACAAACAGAAUUUAGAGAUGGUAAUCUAAGUAGUAAUAAUUCAAUUCAACAAGAAAAAAUAUGAGGGUGACUUCCACCAAAAUCUUGCCAAAUAACAAAUGUGCCAAACUGAAAAUCUUUCUAAAAGACCAUAGAAGACCAAGACUUAGGAGCUCUGAUAAUGGAAUCCUAAAUAUAUUGGACAACACUGGGCUGAACCUUCACCAUCUCUUCUCAUCUUAAAUGCUUGGAGUAUAGCAUUCCCCACUUUGGUUUUCAUUUUCUCUUUUGUCAGUUUAAAGAAAUCUUAGCUUGGUUUAGUCAUUGUGCCAAUUACAGAUAUCCAUUAAGUAAUACAGGUGGAGAUUUUGGCUAGCUUAUUAAUCAAGGUUAGCCCUGAGAUUAUCCAAAAAGAUUACUAUUUUCCCUGCAAUAAAUGCCUAGAGCCAGAUCUUUAGCCUAAUGAGAAGGAACUGUGGAGAGAAAAAUGGCCUUCACUACUGAUGAGUUCACAGUUAUCUGUUUUUUCAAAGGCUAAAGUGUUCUAUAUUAUAUUGGUUAGGUUUGUUUCUUGAUGAUUAUCUAUAUUUAAUAAGGCAUAGAGAUUUCCUUUCUAAUUCUUCCAAUUCUUGCUUAUCCAGGGACUGAGCCAAUGCUUAAUGCAAAAUGAAGAGUAUGUAUAUCAAUGCUUACAGUCAUUAGCAUCUAGUUUCGUAAGUGCUCUUAGACAUCACAAAAUUAUCCUUGAGUGGCAUCAGUGUUUUUGGCAUUCUGUUCUGUAUGUUAUCCUUUCAGGUGGAGUGUGUACCUCAUACAGUAUUCUUAACUAUUUUUGGAGGUCAUGGGGCAAAGGGAUAUUAAAGGGGAAGAGAACAUGACCGUGGAGAGAAUUUCUAUUAGAGUAUGCAUAUAUACAUAUAUAUAUAUGUACAUAAUAUGUGUGCAAAUCAAUUAAACUUUUAAUCUUUAUAUUACAACUGAUUUUAAUGUUCAGUGUUCAUUUGACAAAAUACAGCAGACAAUUUGCUUUGGAUUGUAGUGACAUAGGAUGGCUUUGCUAAUUCACAUUUGUAUUGCUAUUGCCUUUUUGCCCUUAAGAACACUAGCUUUAAGAGAACUUUUCCAUUCUUUAAUAUGACCUUUGUAUCUUUGAGCUAUUUUAAUUACAGUAACAAUAAAAAGCGAUAAAUUGGAAAGAAAAAUGAA